Molecule: messenger RNA, 1379 nt
Organism: Megalobrama amblycephala (Wuchang bream)
Lineage: Eukaryota; Metazoa; Chordata; Actinopteri; Cypriniformes; Xenocyprididae
Gene: or95a1
Product: odorant receptor, family 95, subfamily A, member 1
Exons: 1
Coding region: 185-1135 (316 amino acids)
Biological process (GO): G protein-coupled receptor signaling pathway
Cellular component (GO): membrane
Molecular function (GO): G protein-coupled receptor activity
Source: RefSeq, a predicted model, not a curated record
GCGUGUGAAGUUUAUUUUGUGAAUAGAAAUCAAAUCAGAUGCAGAUUAUUCAAUGAAUCACACAUUCGAUUAGAUUGCAUUGUACAAUUACCUCAUUUUCCACAUUCUAAACUAAAUCAAUGUGACUUUGCAAACUUCCUUUCAGCCUUUGUAACAUCAGCAGUGUUGCAAAACGCUCGAAAACAUGCAGAAUCUGACAGAACUCCCAGGCAACACGACAUCCAGCAAUAACCUCUCCGUCAUUGUGAAGGUGUGUGUGGUGAUCCCACUCUUCAUUGCCUUCCUGUUCUUCAUCCUCCUGACAUUGUACACCUUUGCAUCUCACAGGCAGUUCUUUGACAGCUCCCGUUAUAUCCUCUUCACCUACAUGCUGAUGAACGACACCCUGCAGCUGCUCUCCUCCGUAUCCCUCUUCUUGCUAGCAAUGGGCGGGGUGCAGUUUGCAGUCGUCUACUGUGCUCCACUGCUGUUUGUGUCCACUGCUACCUUCCUAAACACCCCACUCAUCCUUUCCACCAUGUCACUGGAGCGCUACGUGGCCAUUUUCUACCCGCUUCACCGUCCUGCCAUCUGGAGGCCGGAAUGGAUUUGGAUCAUCAUAUUAAGUCUGUGGAUCAUCAGCUGCAUUCUGCCCACUGUCGACUUUGUCUUGAUGCGGCUCAAGCCGGGUGUAGAUAUCCAUUCGACCCCUGUGCUCUGCAAGACCACUGUGCUCAGUGCUUCUCCUAUUCAAGCUCUGUUUAAAGUGAGCCUCAAUGGGAUCUUCUUCGCAGUGGUCGCUGUGGUCAUCCUCUUUACGUACAUUCGGAUCCUGCUGGAGACCCGUCAGAUGCGGAAGGACCGAGUGUCAGUAAGCAAGGCUCUGCACACAGUGCUGCUUCAUGGGCUCCAGUUGCUCCUCAGCAUGAUGGCUUUCUCACAACCUAUCGCAGAACUCUUACUUGUCCAGCGUGUCAGCUUGUCUCAAGCAGAUAUGUCUUUUAUCUACUAUUUCUGCUUCAUUCUGCUUCCUCGUUUUCUGAGCCCGCUCAUUUACGGCCUUAGAGACGAGAGCCUUAGAAGCUAUAUGAAGAAAGCCAUGCCUUGUUUUGGUGCACGUAUUGACCCACAUAAAGAAGUCAAAAUCACUAAAUAAGAUUGCAAGAACAAUGGGUUUGUUAGUUAUUGCUUUUGUAAGAGUGACAGAUAGAACUGUCAUUGUGCAUUCUGUUUUAUAUUUGACACGUACACCAUCAAAAACCAAAGUUUAAUAUUUCGCCACCUUGGAAUUAUAAGGUUCUAUCUGCAUUCUGAGCUGUUUUGAGAUAUUGAGCUUCAAAGUUUUUGCAUUCCAUAUUCCUUUGUAGAUAGAACCUUUUUUUUCUAAAAAAAAAAUAAUA